Molecule: messenger RNA, 2127 nt
Organism: Klebsormidium nitens
Lineage: Eukaryota; Viridiplantae; Streptophyta; Klebsormidiophyceae; Klebsormidiales; Klebsormidiaceae
Source: the annotation of a GenBank genome assembly
GCUGGCAAGGGCUACAAGAAGUUCACUGUUCAGAACGGCAAGCUGCUUCGAUCCAUAUGCUUGAAGUAUAGCUAGAUGGGUUCUCUUGCUUUCAAGGUCUUUCUUCUGCAAUUCGCACUUGCGCUGCAUCUAUAGGUAGGUUCUGCAUAUUUGUGAGCUGGUCUUUGCCCCGUAGUGCCCUUGGCAUCCAGCAGAAGGUGAGGGAUUGGAAGCUUGCCUUCCAAGCUGCAGUAGCACGCUCAAUGAGUUGUUGCUGAUAUUAACCAGGUGUGCAACUUGCUCUAAAAAUCAAUAUCUCUGGCGGUCAGAAAGUUGUUUGAAGAAGCUGCUGAGACUUCCUUCGACCUUCCUCUUGCUCAACAUGAAGCAACUUGCGCAGGUGUGCUCAAUGACCGACACUUUAAUACUCACAUUUGCAGCUAGUUCGCGUGAGUCACUGCUCAGGAUCCGGAAGAGCUCAUCCUACUGACUCUGCCAAUCAAGCUUCCUAAGGAAGGAGGGGCAGCACUGAGCAAAUUGGAGGCUGACCGAAGACAAUGGACAGAGAGGCAGACAAGAAUGCAGAUGCCGGGAGUGACGAUGAGGAGAUUGACGAAUAUGACUAUGUGUGGAGCAAUGCAAGGCAGGAUAUGGUGUACGACAAAACGGGACGGAAGAUCAAGCGCAGCAUCGUGAAUGCACGCGAACAGGCAAUCGACGACUACGUUGCCGAGCACUACGGGGGUGGGGUUGAUCCAAACCGGACGGAGCAGCAGAAGAAAGCGGAGAUGAGGGGUAAGGGGGAGGGGCCGUCGAACAUGAAGAACAAAAAUGGGGAGGAGAUGAGUUUUGAGGAGCUCAUGCAAAACUUCCGGGAAUGGCAGCAGACUCCUGAGGGAAAGGAGGCGAUCCGCAAGGAAGAAGAGGUUAAGGCGAGGAAAGCCGCUAAGAGCGGGGGUGCAUCAGAAUCUGUGGGAGGUGAUGUCAGCAAGGCAAAGAAAGGUGCCAAGGGCAAGAGCGUGGAGAAGGCGGGUAAGAAGGUCCAGGAACUAGAGCGGAAGUUGCAGAAGUUGGAGUUAGUGGGGAGUCCGUUGGCAGGGCGGAGACCGCUCACAGGGUAUCCUUUAGACCGGCCGGAGAAGCUGGAGCAGUGGCGGACCUACAUGGGAAAGGACGGGCGAGCUUACUUCGUUCGAGCAGGCGACAACGGACCCGGCACGUUUUGGAAGCCGGACGACCUGCUAGACACCUCGGAAGCUCAAACAGGUUGGCAAGAGCUCUUCGACAAGGACGGCCGCCCGUACUACUACGACCCCAAGACUAGAGAGACCAAGUCGCAGAUGCCGAGCCGCCUCAAGGUCGCACGCACAAUGGCUGACGUCAUGCUGAACGUUGGUUACGACGAUGACACCACGGCGCGCUUGGCGCCGAAACCGGGACCGGCGGGCUGGAACCUUUUCUCCGACGGUGAACUGCGGAAUGCCAGUGUGGAGGAGUUUGCGGAGUUGUCCGCUUCCCGCAUGGUGGACAUGAUGUCUUCCGGGGGCGUUCCGAUCCCGGAUGCAAUGCGCGAGUCGUUGAAAGCGGCGUGGAAAGAGCGUACCUUAGAAGAGUGCAAGAACGUCCCGCCGAAGGGAGGUGCAUCGAAGAACACGUCGGGACAGGAUUCGAAAACUAACGCGUUCGACGAGUUUAGAACGCUCCCAAACGGGCAGCGCGUGAGGGUGUGCUGGGAGCCGAGCUGCGGCAAAGACGAAGCGACGGCCGGAAAGUUCAAGCGCUGCAACGCGUGCGCCAAGGCGCGGUAUUGCUCCCGGGAUUGCCAGCUCCAGCAUUGGAAAGCUCACAAGAAGGAUUGUAAGGAAAUGGCAGCCGAGAGGCUUGAGGGAAAGCCUGGCAAAGCUCAUACAUAAUUUACGGGUCAGUGCAUGCAAGAGCGGCAUCCUUGAUAGACGUACAGCUUCCGGAUUUGCAUUUGUAUCGGACGUUUACGCACAGUGAAGUGACUUUGUAAACACACGUUCCAUCGCUGUAUAUAGUAAAUGGACAGGCUUGAACCCGAGCUUAUAUGGCUAGCUCCAAUUAGUGUCUGACGCAGACGCAUUGGAUGGUGAUGCGGUGACGCCCCUCUUCUUAGCGACUAUCGCC